AUGGUUCCCGGUGUAAUUCCUAAAGGCACCUUGUUGUAUCAUGGAGCUGUCAAUAACACAAUCCCUACGGUUCCCGAUUGGACAGCCACAGAUCCAGAACACUCCAUCCUCUUCUGCAAUGGCUCUCCCGAUACAGGAUGUUGGCACUUGACACUUGCAGCAACUCGUCCCCUCAAAAUCCUUUACUUUGAUGGGACUAGCGCAGCUAAUACCCUAAUUGGCCCUCUUGAUACUCAGGAUAUCAUUGCAUGGGGAGUAUCAAGACCUGAUUGGCGGUUUGAGGAGGACCAGUGCCUCGUGGACUUGUGCAAAUGGGGAGCACUGUAUGCUGUCGAUGGUUAUGUUCGAUAAGCCAAUUUAUCUAGCAACAUCUCAUCUAGCGCGUGUUCGGCCAAUGCUGGAGCAGCGAAUUUACAGUUUCAAAAACAAAGUGCCCUGUUUCGUUAGCAGGAGGUGGCUCGUCAAGCCGCCAAGAACAGUCCCCGUCUUGCAUUGGAGUUUAUCAAAGGCCUCAGCUAAAUGAAUAGGCUACGAACACGCCCGCUCGGCCAAGUUGAUACUACGAAUCCUUUCGAUCUCGUUUUGUUUCUAGGAAUUUGUACACCAUCAUACAUCGCACUUUCUAGACAAUGACGCUGGCACCAACACUGACUGGUUUCACAGUAAUUCAGACUGAAAGCCACA
Molecule: messenger RNA, 684 nt
Organism: Suillus fuscotomentosus
Lineage: Eukaryota; Fungi; Basidiomycota; Agaricomycetes; Boletales; Suillaceae
Exons: 2
Coding region: 1-351 (116 amino acids)
Source: RefSeq, a predicted model, not a curated record